Bufo bufo (common toad) is the source of this 1757-nucleotide messenger RNA. It is a transcript of the gene LRRC14B, whose product is annotated as leucine rich repeat containing 14B. Lineage: Eukaryota; Metazoa; Chordata; Amphibia; Anura; Bufonidae. Gene Ontology annotation, cellular component: cytoplasm. The transcript is spliced from 2 exons. The record is from RefSeq and is a predicted model, not a curated record. Gene Ontology annotation, molecular function: protein binding. Bases 15 to 1562 code for a protein of 515 amino acids.
CGAGCAGAGACAACAUGAAGACGCUGAGAUUUAUCGGGGCAGAGAACUUCAUAUCCAAUCAGGAAUAUGCUAAAAAACAUAUCAGGAGUGUGGCACAUAAUCUGUACCCUCUCUUACUGAAAGCUUGUUACUUGCAUGAAAAAGAGGAAUUACUCGUUAUGUUGGUGGAGAACUGGCCUCAGCAAGAUUUCAUCUUUGGCAAACUACUAGGCAAAACACUGGACUACCCUGAAGACAUCAGCCACUGGGCAUGCCAACAUAGUCUGACAGCUUGUCUAAGGGGCUUUAAGAACUAUGUCCUGAAUCCCUCAACAACUUACUCAAAAAGACUUAAAGUUGUAGACCUGACAGCAAUUCAAGACGUUGAAUUUCAGCCAUGCCAAUGUAAGAAGCCAUUGGGAAGAUGGGCAAGAACAGAAAUGAUUUCCCAGCUCUCUUUUGAGCUUCUGAUGGAGAUGCAAAGACUUGAUUUUGAUCCCUCUGUGUUUGACAUUGACAUUGAUAUCUUCUGUAACCUUUUUGUCACAGAAAGGAACUAUGAUCUUGUGGUCCAAGCUUUACUGAUGCGAUGUCACUGCCCGCUGAAGAUAAGAUGUGUAGAUUUUAGAGCAGAUAAUUUAGCCUUGAGGAAACUCUUUUAUAUUUUAAAACUUGUUGAGCCCGAUUCUAUUCACAAGUUAGAAAUAGUUCACAAUGUCCGCUUAGAACUUUACCACCUUGAGGUACUUCUAAGCAAUCUCACGUUCUCUCAACUGAGGUCGCUCACCCUACCAACAAGAACUUUCAAUGUUAUACAUUAUACACCAGAGGACAAUGCUGUCCUAAGUACAAUUGGAGAGAAACUAAGCAACAUGGUCCAUCUCACAGAGCUAAGUGUUUCAUUCUCUACACUUACGGGAAAGCUGAGGAAGCUGCUCAGCCCGUUGCAGACUCCACUAAAAGUUCUUGAACUAGCCAAUUGUUCCCUGAACCAGGUGGACAUGGCAUACUUGGCCAACAGCUUGCACGCCGAACACUUGGAAGUCUUGGACCUCAGUGGCCACAAUCUAACAGAACUCUUUCCAUCCACAUUCUUUAAACUUCUCCAAAAAGCUUCAUCAACCCUGAAGACUCUGGUUUUCGAGGAAUGUGAUAUUGGAGAUAUGAAUAUCCAUUUGAUAGAAAUGGGCUUGAUGCAUUGCCUCAAACUCAAAGAUUUUAAGUUCCUCCAGAAUCCUCUGACAUCCAUAAGCCUUAGGCGAAUAUUCAGAGUUCUUGUAAAUUUGCCCAUGCUGAAGUAUGUUGAGUUUCCAGUACCGAAGGACUGCUAUCCUCCUGAUGUCAGCUACCCCCUGGAUGAAGUAACCCUCGUCAAAUUUGAUCAUCAAAAAUAUAAUAUGGUGAAAGAAUCUGUACAACGUAUUUUGGUUCAGGCUGCUCGAAAUGAUAUAUCGGCUGUCACCCCUCUUUUUGGCAGCUAUGAUUCUGCUAUUGAAGAGACCAGCAAAGAACUGGGUGCAGGUUUAUUGACUUCAUUUAGAGAUGCUCUGCAGAGUUUCACAACAGCUCUACAAAAAUUGUAAAAGUCUGCGUUCUAGAAAAAUACACUCAGAGGACUAAAGUGUGAAUGGCGGUAAUGGGUUUACUAUUCAACUCAAUCCUUUCUUUCCAACUCUCCCUCUACUUGACUGUAGUAAAAACGCAAAAAAAAAACGGAUCUAAAAGACCAAAUUAAUAAAAAGACUAAAAAAAUAAAAUAAAAAAAAACAGUCAGACAA